Messenger RNA from Nematolebias whitei (Rio pearlfish), 1536 nucleotides. RefSeq lists its product as uncharacterized. Gene Ontology annotation, cellular component: nucleus. Bases 1 to 1536 code for a protein of 511 amino acids. Lineage: Eukaryota; Metazoa; Chordata; Actinopteri; Cyprinodontiformes; Rivulidae. The record is from RefSeq and is a predicted model, not a curated record. The transcript has 10 exons. Gene Ontology annotation, biological process: positive regulation of DNA-templated transcription. Gene Ontology annotation, molecular function: double-stranded telomeric DNA binding.
AUGCGACAGUGGUGUGUCCCCGCUGCGACCCCGCGGGCUGAGCCCCUCCCGGGGCGCCUGUCCGUGUCCCCCCCUUCAUCAGAGGCUAGAGCGGAGUGCUGCGAGGUGGAGCCGCGCUACACCAUCGAGCAGAUCGACCUCCUGCAGCGCCUGCGUCUCUCCGGCAUGACCAAACCACAGAUCAUUCAUGCCCUGGAGUCCCUGGAGAGGCUGGACCCAGACCACCGCCCGUCGCACUGUGACCCCAACCUCGCCCCCGCCACGACCGCUCCGGCCCCGUCUUCGUCCUCGUCGUCUUCCUUCUCCUCGCUCUCCCUGGCCUCUGCCACCACGCAGACCUCCGGCUUGGACGGCGCCGCACUGUCUCCCAGCAACAGCUACGAGGCCUCGCCCCCACCCCUCUGCCCGCCCACGGUGGCGGUUCAGCGGUCGUUCAGCUACGACGUGAUGGGGGACGAGGACUGGGACCUGGAGGAAAAAGUGGAGGAGUAUAUGAGGAGAGACAGCAACCUGGUGAAGGAGGAGAUCAAAACUUUCCUCAACAACCGCAGGAUCUCUCAGGCCAUCGUGGGCCAAGUCACAGGCAUCAGCCAGAGCUACAUCUCCCAGUGGUUGCUGCAGCAAGGUCUGGAGAUGAGCGACUCCAAGCGCAGAGCCUUCUAUCGCUGGUAUUUGCUGGAGAGGAAUAAUCCAGGGCUGAGGUGGAGUGAAAGCCAGCACAGUGUGAGUCUGCUGCCCAAGGCCAGGGGAGGGGACAGAGACAGGACGGUAUCAGGGGCAGGUGGCUGCCUCCCCAGGUUCCUCCCCAACCCCAACACCACCCUCAACCCCGGCCACAACUCGUCAUGGAGCAGGCAGAGAGAGCUGCUGAUGCACUUGCUGCCGUGGUACACAGCCGCCGCUGCCGCCGCAGCUGCUGCCCAGGUCCAGCCAGGGGCUACCUUGUCAAUGCGCUCUUUGGUGAAGGAGGAGCCGGACUGGAGAACGGGGAUCAUAACUGGAGAACGAGCGGGGAUUGUGGGUGGCCCUCUGAGGCUGCGUCGAGGAAGCAGGUUCACCUGGAGGAAGGAGUGUCAAUCAAUUAUGGAGAGUUUCUUCAUGGAGAAUCAGUACCCAGAUGAAGCAAAGCGGGAGGAGAUUGCCAACGCCUGUAACUCUGUCAUCCAGAAACCAGGCUGUAAACUCUCAGAGUUUGAGCGUGUGACGGCACUGAAGGUGUACAACUGGUUUGCGAACCGUCGGAAGGAGAUGAAGAGACGAGCAAAUAUAGAAGCUGCCAUCUUGGAAAGCCAUGGAAUUGAAGUGCCGAGUCCAAGUUGCCAUUCCAACGGCGAGGAAGGAGAGAUGCAAGAGUUUGCAGAACAAGUGAAUCAUCAAUUUUCUGAGCAGGAGGACACAUCUUCCCAGAGGGUUCUGGACCAUCAAGAUCCCGCCUCAUUGGCCACUGUGGAGGUGUUGGUCCCGCCCAGUCCCAGCUCUCAGGUUGUGGAACAAAAAGAUGGCAAUUCAAAAAGGGAGCCUGUGGAUGAGGAGUGA